AGUAAUGUAAGCGUGUUUUAAAAAAUCAUUGUUAUUUUACCGAGUUUAUUCCGGUUAUUCAACCGGAAAGCCCUCAGAAAAUGUUAAAAACAGUGAAAAUUAUGUUCCGGAUACGUGCAAACUACAGUACAGCCUCGCGUGCUCGGGAAGCACUGAAGACUGGCCAAAGAAGUUCAAAUCCCCGUAUCACAUGUCGUAGGACGCAGUUCAACCUGUUCGAGGAAGAUAUCAAACCGAAUGCCAAUGAGAAGUUCGGUUCGGUGCCACUCGCUUCCGGUGGAUGGUACCAUCAGAAAUCGACAGGCGAUUUUUUCAUUCUGCAUCCGGUCAAACAACCAUUCGAAGCUCAUUCGCUCAGCGACGCAACAUUUCAACAGUUGGGAAUAAGGGAGGAGCUUGUUGAAAAUCUGAAGAUCCGACAAGCCUUAUAUCCGACCACUUAUCAAGCUGAAGCAAUACCGGCCGUUCUGACGGGAGGCCACAUGGUUCUGGCUGCGGAAACCGGCUGCGGCAAAACGUACACAUAUUUGCUGCCGAUCAUUGAGCAGAUACUUCGGAAAAAAUUGAAUCGAACCGAGCGGGAGUUCAACACUCCUUUAGUUUUAAUUUUGACACCGGGAAGGGAAUUGGCCCAACAGAUUGGUCGCGUUGUCGAAAGUCUUACCGAAGGUUUAGAUAUUCGAUCCCGAGUAGUACUUGGCGGUAGAACGAAGCAGCACAUGAUGAAUCCAGAUUUUGAAGACAUAGACAUACUGGUUUCCAGCUUUGGCGCAAUGAGUAAGCUUGUAUCAUCGGGAAUCUACCGGAUGAACGAAGUUCGGUGGGUUGUACUUGAUGAAGCGGAUACCCUUCUAGAUGACAGUUUCAACUCGAAGCUACUUCACUUGUUAAAACGGUUUCCGUUCCAUAAAAACCAUCUACAGAACAUAGGAGAAAACAUCAUCGGCACCCAGCUGAUUUUGGCUGCUGCAACGAUGCCAUCGAACAUAAACGAACAACUCGGUCAAAUAGUGGCACUUGAAACCAUGGAAGAGGUGGUUAGUCCCAACCUGCACAAAUUGCUAUCCCACGUGUCGCAAAGAUUCAUGAGAGUUCGCAAAAGCGAUAGGGCACAGAUCUUGCUCGACAUUGUUCAAAAAGAAGUACGUCGCCAACGACCACUGAUCAUCUUCAGCAAUAAAACUCCGACAAGCGAUUUUGUGUCGAUCCAUCUCAAUGAAGCUGCUGUCCCAUGCGUUAACCUUAACGGGGACAUGCUGCUCAAGUUACGACUGGGAAAAUUUGAAAAAUUCCAGCAGGGUGAAGUGAACGUCCUUUCAACAACGGAUGUAGCUAGCCGAGGCUUGGACACGACCCGGGCAGCACAUGUGAUCAAUUUCGAUUUCCCGCUGUAUGCUGCCGAUUACAUUCACCGCAUUGGGCGAAUUGGCCGAGUGGGAAGCCGUGGUGAUUGUUUAGUGACGAAUUUCGUUUCAAGCCGGGCCGAGAUCGGAGCCGUGCAGCGGGUGGAACAUUCAGCCCGAACUAGUGCUCCUCUUGCCGGGGUGGAUGCCAAUGUGAAGGGAAUCAUCCGUAGGAAUAUCGCGAGGAGUAUACAGCAACCAACGAGUUAGUAAAGCGUUUUUCAUUCUGAGUAUAAA
Uranotaenia lowii is the source of this 1640-nucleotide messenger RNA. It is a transcript of the gene Dbp21E2, whose product is annotated as probable ATP-dependent RNA helicase DDX28. Gene Ontology annotation, molecular function: nucleic acid binding; ATP binding. The coding region runs from base 81 to 1613 and encodes 510 amino acids. The record is from RefSeq and is a predicted model, not a curated record. The transcript has 2 exons. NCBI's taxonomy places the organism in Eukaryota, Metazoa, Arthropoda, Insecta, Diptera, Culicidae.